This is a messenger RNA of Schistocerca gregaria, 2300 nucleotides long. RefSeq lists its product as uncharacterized. The record is from RefSeq and is a predicted model, not a curated record. Lineage: Eukaryota; Metazoa; Arthropoda; Insecta; Orthoptera; Acrididae. The coding region runs from base 139 to 1935 and encodes 598 amino acids. The transcript is spliced from 9 exons.
UUAGGACGUUUACGUAUUCGUUUGUUCACUAGAUCCAUCGUUGGUGGACGGAUCCCUGUCAUGAAUUAUUACAACUAACAACUCCGUUUUUAUCAUCUCCAGCCGCUUUCCUCCUCACAAUCUGGUCCAUAUUACUUGAUGAACUCAGAAAAGACCAAAACCAUGGACAAACCGAAAGAGGCUAACCUGGACGAGCUCGCCGUGGGCGUGCUGCGCUGCGUACGCAGGCUCCUGGAACUGUUGGAGCGCUGCGUGCGUACCGACGCCAUGCAGACCAAAGACACAGCCACCAAUACUACGGGAAAUGAAACUGAUUCGACGGGAAAAGGGGACCAAAAUGAAAGCAACACUGAAGAAAAUGCAGCUGAGAAAAUUGGAGUGGAGAGUGAAUUACGAGACGUCCUGCAAGUUAUGGUCGGGACUCUGAGGCGUAUCGUGGACGAUCUGAAGAAGGAAGACAAGGAAAAGACAUCUCCGCUACCCUCACUCUUCGACAUAAGCAUCACCCCGUCUGAGAAGACCUUGUCAACUUCAGAGAACACGCCUGGCGACGCCAACGAAGAAAAUGUAAGGAACAACAACAACAAAAACGUCAAUGAAGAAUAUGUCAAGGACAAAGAUAGCGCCGAAGGGGAACAGCAAACGACUGACGCUAGUGAACAUGAGAGCAUAGAUCAGGAUGAGGGUAUUGGCGAAGAAAAGGAGGAACUCGUCAUACCUGAAACAAAUAUUGACGGAGUGUCCUCUCAAAUCGAAAACAAUGAUAAUUAUGAGGGAAACUCCGAAACAUGGAACGAAAUUCCAAACGACAAAAAAGCUGAGGAACGGCACAUGGAAGACGAAGAAGAAGAGGUGGAUCAGCCUCCGGUAGACGAGAACUCUGUGGCAGAAGCUGGUGAAGAAACGCAACCAGAAGCCGUUUUGGAAGGGGAAGGGGGAGACACUAUCGAACUGGAGGAGGAGGAAGACGACUCAGGCGAGGCAGCGGAUGGGGAACCCCAAUCGAAGGAAGGCUCUGGCGACCAUCAUCCACUCAUUGAAGAAAUCGACCCACCGGAGACAGAAGAACAGCUGGACGAGAGCCUUCUGCUAGACAUCGAGGCAGAGGAAGCAGCAUCCUUCAGUGCAGAUCCUCAAGCGGUAGCUGUUGAUCUGGAAAGCGAUAACUGGGAGCCAGAGUGUUGCGACAGAACUCAGUCCGUGACUGCGGUGGCUGCUGAUGAUACAAAUCUGACUGAAGAUGAUGACGCUGCUGACGAAUGCGGCCAAAAAGACGAUUUAGAACCAUCAGACAUGGAAUAUGACAGCUUCUUUCCGACAGAAGAUGAAGAUGUUUUACCAGUGGCUGAGAGUACAUCAGACGAAGACGCACCGGAGGUACUUGGGCUCUCUGCGGUACGCAUGUUCCGCAAGCACAUGGAGCUGGACAACGUAGAAGUCGAAAUGUUCCCGACGCCGCGCGCCCAACCAAGGAGACAUUUCUUCUACACGUGCCGCGUACUGGGUCUUGAAGCCGAAGCCUGUGGAAGAUCAAAGCGGGCAGCUAAAAGAAAUGCCGUAUCCAAGAUAAUACGUCUUAUAAUCAAGAAGCAGAAAGACGGAAGUUUGCCACCAGAAGUCACUCCCUUCACAGCCGAGGAGCUCGCUUCUCUGGCGGAGGCGUGCCGUGGCGGAGCGGACUACCUGUCGCGGCUUCGCCAACUAUGCCGCGCCCUUCACGCCCCGCCACCCACCUACGAUGUGCAAAGCUCCCUAGAAGCCGGCGGCAACAAAGUGUUCACCGUGCAGUGCUCCGCCCUCGGAAGAACAGCUGUCGGUAUCUGCGCAAAGAAGAGAUCAGCAAAACGUCAUGCGGCGCGGGAGAUCGUGAAACGCUACGAGGAGGAAGCGGCUGCGGCAGGUGCGCCGGUGACUCCAUCUGCCUUAACACUGUGAACAUUCAACGUCCAACAAACAACUGUCAAUGAAUAUGGACCACAACUAUUUGUCACUAUGUACUCGAUGUGUUUAAAAUAUAGAAGAGUUGGCACUUUCUCAUAAGGAAAAUGAGCAUGUUUAUUCGUCUUGUCAUUUUGAUUUAAUGUUCAUUGAGAUAAGUUCUAUGACAUCUUCAGACAUUAAUGUUGAGCCUGUAAAGCUAUUUCACCGUCAACGACUUGAAGUUUCUCUAAUAUACGUGUAUACAUUUCUAAUAUACAUGUACUUUUUUGUCGAUGUAAAUUUCAUUGCUGGAAGUAAAUCGCCGUCAUUUUCUUUUUUCGACAGCUACGUGCGCUACGAAUUCUGUUGUAGCAGACACA